Messenger RNA from Haliotis rufescens (red abalone), 513 nucleotides. RefSeq lists its product as uncharacterized. The transcript has 4 exons. Bases 49 to 513 code for a protein of 154 amino acids. NCBI's taxonomy places the organism in Eukaryota, Metazoa, Mollusca, Gastropoda, Lepetellida, Haliotidae. The record is from RefSeq and is a predicted model, not a curated record.
CGACCAGUGAAGUCAAAUUCAAAGAUAUUUAUUGCGUUUUAAGUCGUCAUGGGAGCUGCAUGUACAUCAAGUUCAAGACCGGUACAAUCAACUUUACAGCCCAAAGUAGUGAAACAAGUCACAGUCAUAUGGUAUGAUGAAGAUGUUGGCUGCCGCCUGUGUGAGGCCGGGAUCGCCGGUGAUGACGCCCCUAAAGUUGACGUUUCCUCCAUCGCCGGCCACUCAACACAAAAGGCUGUGACUGUCGGUAUGGUACAGAAGGAAAGCUACGUUGACAACAAGGUGACAGGUAUCCCCGCCAUUAUGAUGAACAGGGAAGACCGUGAGGGGACUUCGAAGGGCUGUUCACGACUGUCCACAGAAGUGAAACCCCAGUUGGACCGCAACGUUUCUGCGCUGGUUAUCGACAACGGCUCUGGCAUGUGUAAGGCUGGGUUCGCCGGUGACGACGCCCCCAGAGCUGUCUUCCCCUCUAUCGUCGGACGCCCCAAACAUGAUGUAAUUAUACUAUGA